This is a messenger RNA of Strongyloides ratti, 1644 nucleotides long. RefSeq names its product Fibroblast growth factor receptor-like 1. Gene Ontology annotation, biological process: cell-cell adhesion; axon guidance. The record is from RefSeq and is a predicted model, not a curated record. Bases 1 to 1644 code for a protein of 547 amino acids. NCBI's taxonomy places the organism in Eukaryota, Metazoa, Nematoda, Chromadorea, Rhabditida, Strongyloididae. The transcript is spliced from 3 exons. Gene Ontology annotation, cellular component: axon; plasma membrane.
AUGAUUUGGUUUUAUACUUUUUUGUCAAUAUUACCAUUAGUACAAGGUGUUCUUUUAGAUACAAGAGUUCCACCAAAACUAUAUAAGGAUGUUAAAUCUGUAUUUAAAGUUCCACAGUCUCUUAAAACAUUUAAAUUUACUUGUCCAUUAGUAAAUAAUGAUGACCGUUCUGUUAUUAUCCAAUGGAUUAAGGAUGAAGAGAUAAUUGAACCAACUUAUAAUCAUAGAUUUAAAACAGCAAGAAAUGGAAAAGAUUUAAAAAUUAAAGAUAUUGAACCAUCCGAUAGUGGACAUUAUCAAUGUAUUGCAAUAAAUGGUUUUGGUAAUGCUAGAAAUAAUUUUACAUUAAUAGUUUUUGAUGAUGAAGAUGAAUAUUUACCAAGAGAUGAAUCAUUAAUAUUAUCAACUGAUGAACAAAAACCAUCAUGGACAUAUCCAAAUUAUAUUAGAACAAGUACAGUAGAUUUUAUAACACCAAAAGUUAAUGGUGAUUUACAAUUAAAUUGUGCUAGUAAAGGUAAUCCAUUACCAGAAAUAAAUUGGUACAAAAAUGGACAAAAAAUUGAUUUAGAUCAUGCACAUCAAAGUAUAUUAUCAGCAAAAUUUGUUCUUCAUAAUGUUCAAAAAUCAGAUUCUGGCAUAUAUAGUUGUACAGUAUUUAAUAAAUACGGUCAUAUUAAUGCAACAUUUCGUGUUGUUAUUGGUAAAAAUGAUGAUGAUUUUUCAGGAAAUAUUGAAUUUAAUAUAAUUGAUAAUGAAAAUAUAGUAUUAGAAUCAAAAAAUAAUUUUGGUACACAUAUUGAAGUACCAUCAAAUAAAUCUGUUAAUAUUGGAUCAAUGGCAGAAUUUGAAUGUAAAAUUAAAUGGUCUGAAACAAUGCCAUUAAUUAGAUGGUUUAAAAAAGUUGAUAAAAAUAAAGUUAAUGAAAAAGAUAUUGAUUCAGUAAUAAAUAUUAAUGAUAUGGAUUUAAUAUUAGUUGAUAAUUUUGGUGCUGAAAAUAUUAAUACACAAAAUGGUCAAAAAAUGUUUAUUAAAAAAUUAACAAUAAAAAAUGUUGGUUUAGAAGAUGAAGGAACAUAUGUUUGUGUUGUUUCAAAUGGUGGUGAUAUUGUUGAAAGAUCUGUUACAUUAAAUGUUUUUGGUGAAAAAAAAAUAUCAAUGAUUGAGGAUAAUUUAAUGACAUAUUUUAAAUAUGGUUGUUUUAUAUUUUUAUUUUUUGUUAUAUUAUGUAUUGGUGCUAUUAUAUAUUUAUAUAGAAAUACAACAGAUAACAAAGAUGAAGAAAGGUUAACAGUAUCACCAUUAUUAAUUGCACCAGUUAUUAGACCACCACCACCAAAAAUGCCACCACCUAAAACACCAAUAUAUAAUAAUAAUGGAAAAUUUUUUAAUGGUACAUUAAAUACAUGUACCACAAAUACAUACUCACCAAUGGUUUAUGAUAUUCCAUGGGAAAAUUCUGUUAAUGCUGCUGUUUUAAAACAAUUAUCACCAGGAAAUGCUCCAAUGCCUAUUCAUAGAACGACGGCAGAAGAUACGAUAAGUCAUAUAUAUGAUGAAACAUCUAGUCAAAUGGAUACUGGAGGAUAUUGGAGUAAAACAUUGCCUUAUAAGUAUAAAAAUUUUAUGCAAAAUCAUGUUUAG